This is a messenger RNA of Chironomus riparius, 1123 nucleotides long. The record is from the annotation of a GenBank genome assembly. Lineage: Eukaryota; Metazoa; Arthropoda; Insecta; Diptera; Chironomidae.
GUCGUGCGGUUCACUUCGAUCGGAAGGAAAGAAUAAGUUUUCAUUAGGAAAAUAUUUUUUUUAAAUAUAAAAUCAUACCAAAAAGUGCAAACUACAUUGAGAACCGAAGAUUUAUGUUGUGAGGUUGAAGCACCUCCAUUCAUCAAAUGGAUAAAAACCGACUUUACUGAAAGGUUGAAAAUCAAUAGAUUGAUUAAACUAUCUUUCAUCAUAAAUGUGAGAUCGAGAAAAAAAAGUGAAGUUUGUGUUUGAAUAAGAAGAUUUCCAAAUAAUAAAAAUAAUAAUAAUAUGAGAGAGAAAUGAUAUGACGUGAUUUGUUGGUACAUUAAUGAGCGUCAAGAUUGUGUUCAAGCUGUCAAGGUAUAAACAAAAGACGUAUCCGAGAGAGAAGGACAAGAAAAUUAUACUUUUUAUAUCCUCAAAUCCUAAAUUGACCUUAAAAAAAGCAAAACGUUUGCCAAGGAAAGGACGUGAGAGAGCGAGACGAGUAGAAUAAAAAAAAAUAUAAAAGAGAUUUAGGAUAAAAGAUGAUAUCAAGUCGUAUCCAAAUCUACGCCUUUUUGGUCUUUUUAAUCUUUAAUGUGGAGAAAGCUCUCUCGAUUGAUUGCUUCAAAUGUGUAUCGAUGAAUGGUGCAAAUCCAGAGUGUGACGAUCCUUUUCAUAACAAUUUUUCAUCUGCUCUUUUUGAGAGUCCCUGCAUGGGUGGACGGAAAGGACGAGAUGGCCUUUUUCCCGCAACAUCAUGCAUAAAGAUUGCAGGAUAUUUUGAUGAUAAUAAACAUACGAUUACAGUUCGAGGGUGUGCACUCGAUUCUGGCACUUUAACAACAGACACGGAAAUCAUCAGGAUGUCGCAUUGCGGUAAAUUUUAUUAUGACGAAAGAUAUGUUCAUGGAUGCCUUCAGUCAUGCGACAUUGAUGGUUGCAACAGAUCAGGGAUAACAAUGAAAAUUAAUUCGCUUUGCGUAGCUUUUUUACUGCUAAUUACUUACAUUUCAAUGGCCCUUUUCAACCGCAGCUAACAUUAACUCGAGGUUGACAGGAAAUGGUAAUUAAAAGUAAUAAGAAUAUAUAUUUAAAGAAUAAAGCUUUUGUUAAUUUAAUAAAAAAAAUUUUAUGUUGU